GCGCGAGCAUUGUUCGGUCCGGUGUGGAAGUUCCGCCGCUGUCUUCACGUCGCGUCGCGUUCCGCGUACGUUCGAGCACGCGUGCGCGCGCGCGCACGCGAGAUAUCCCGGAAUCUUGAAAACGAACGAGGGCUGUAAUACACAUCGCGGCGCUCGGACAAAGCCGUUGUAAGUUGUAAGCCGCCACGCGCAAAUAUUAGCCGUGCCUCUCGAGACGGGGAGAAGAUAGCGGCGGACUGUACUCGGACGACCGCGAAUGAGAGAAAGAAAGGAAGGAAGCUCUCGCUGACGUUUCGAGUGUUUGACGUUCCCAGGUAAACGCGCUCCGCAAAACGCUCCGUGUUUGACGGCAAACACAACGGCGGACGUACGCUUGUCUUCGGUCGGGUUCGAAUUCCGCGAGUGAUACGGGGAAGAAAGAAAGAGAGGAGGGAGAGAGAGAGAGAGAGAGGGAGAUAUUGUUUACUGCCGCGGUGAUACGGCGCUCGGGCUUCCGCGAAUUCCGAAUCUCGUCGCGUGAGGCGCGAUAGAAUCCGUUGGCGUGACGCGCGGCGUGAAUUCGAAUUCGGCUCGCCGCCAACUUCGCGCGAUUGCGCGGCGGAGUUCAGGCAGUUCGCGACGCGACGCGACGUUCGCGGGAUUCGCGAGUAGAGUGUUGUGUCUCUCGGUAGACGCGGGGGGAAACGCAUGACGCGGACUUGCGGGUCGUCCGCGGUACGUUACAUUGGCAUUGUUGUGAACUCGUCGCGAGCCUCGAUGGCGCGACGGUGCGCAAAUUGUGAGAACGUAACGAGGUGCGCGGUGAAUCCGACGCGGUGUCGUUCGUGAAUCGCGAACUGGGUGAAUUCACGCGCGAGAGGCGAGUCUCGCGGGAUCCCCGAUACUCUCGAACGUCGUUGUCCCGGUAUUUGGAUAUAUCGGGCGAAUACUCGCGAGUGUGUCGGAAGUGUGGAUCGUUUAAACGUAUCGAGAUAAAGUGGUGCAACGUAUGACGAACGCGAAAAUGAGAAUGUCGACGAGCGAGCUGCAGGCCGUUAUCGCGCUCGCGAUACUGUCGACCAUCAGUCUCGGCAAUGAGAUUAAGGAUUACUGCUCGAUACACAAGUACGACAAUUUGCCGGGCGGCCUGAGCUUCACGAAGGAGGUCGUUACCAUGGAGUACGCGAACGUGGGUGCGUUCAAGGCUCUUCACUGCUGCCUCAGGGGAUACAGGAGCAUCGAAUGGUACAAGGAUAACAGGGCUUACCCUUGGCCGGGCGGCGAGAGCCACUUUAUCCUGUAUCCCGAGAGCGCGAAUCAAACGAUCUACACGCAAGAGAUGAGAGCCUCGGAUGCGGGACGGUACUCUUGCCAGGCACGUAACGACACAACCACUUUGGAGGGCGACAUCACUCUCUCUGUACUCGAUGAGGAGUCCGGGGUCUACACGGGAAAACCUUUGCCCACUUACAGACCGACCUCGCAGUUGGUGCCCCUGGGAGGUACAGCGAGGCUCUUCUGCGAGGCUUACUUGGGCAAGGUCGACUUGCCCGACGCCAAGAAUUCCGUCACCUGGUCGAAAAGCGACAGCAACGUGACACUGCCCAGUCACGGUAGGAUAGCACAGCACAGGGUGUCCCGGGAGAAAGAUCAAAUAAUCGGUUCCUAUUUGGAAAUCGGGGACGUCACUCUCGAGGAUUAUGGCGAAUACAAAUGCGAAGUCAGCAACGGCGUCGACGAGGAGAUGACAUUGGCUGCUCACGUGUACCGGCAAGAGCCACAGUUCGUAUUGAGCCUUCCGAAUGGAUCUUGGCGGAAGUCUCUUCUGCUGGCAGUCCUCGUUCUCGUGCUGUUACUAUCAGCUGGCGCAUUUUACGCGCGUUGCUGGCUGCCACUUGCACUGUUUUGCAGAGACAAGUUCGGUCGCCUCGAGGAAAGCGAUGGGAAGGAAUGCGACGCCCUGGUGUGCUACCACGAGAAGGACUCGAGCCUGGUGAUCGGUAUCGUGAUACCCACGCUGGAGUCUAGACAUCGGUACAAGUGCGCGGCGCUGGAGUUGUCUCAGCUGAAUCACAAUUGGAGCCUGGAAAUCAGUCCUCACGCCAACACGGCUCGACGAAUCGUCGUUGUGCUCAGCCCCGCUUCCUUGGACAACAUCUGGACGGACGCGAGCGUCGGCGCGGUGUUGAAGCAGCUGUCGUCGCUUCCAACCCGGGUGAUCGUCGUCACGUUGAAGAGACUGCCGAGUACAACAGCGACAAUCGCGAAGCGAUCGCGGCGGGAUCGUCGCGACGCCGAUAAUACCUCUUUCGAUCGGCUAACGAUCCUGUCUUGGCAGGACGGCGGCGGCGGUGGCAGUGGCGGCAAUGGUACCACCUUCGGCAGUGGUGGCCGCAAGUUCUGGUACAAACUGAGGCUCGCGAUGCCGGCGAUGCGGCCGGUGGCGUCCGAGCCCGCCUGCCAAUCGGUAGCAAUGAUAGUGCAGGCCAACGGCAAGUGCGGACAGCAAAAGGCACGUUCGCGCGAGAGUCUGGAAGUCCUCGUCUAAAGGCACCGUCACGAGCUCAUCCUCGACCCGAGGUUCCCGUGAGAGCAGUGUCUCGACCGAUUUUUACACCAAUUCAAUUGCCAAUCUUCGAAUCCCGAGGCGAGGGUCUCGAGGUCCCGUAAUCGCGUCCGCGCGAUCCUGACCCCGAGGAUCCCGCGAGAGAAAGCUUUCGCUUUUGAUUUGAUAUCGACUCGGCGGAAGAAUUGCGAGGCGAUUUCGACUUCGGCGACUGGACUCGGCGAAGCCUCAAAAGUCUCAGGAUCUCCCUUCCGUCUCGAGAAUCUUGCGAGAGGAAUCUUUCAUUCGUGAUUUUCGAAGAAGGCCGCGAGGCAACGUCAAUUCUGAUGGUUCUAAUUUCACGCGGAGGCUUCGAGGCCUCUGUUUACUCUUGCGAAUCGAGAAUCUCGCUACGAGAAGUACGAUCGUCGUCUUUGAUAAGAGGGAAAAAAUCGCGGCUCUUUUUCGAGCGUUUCGCUCGCAAAGUCCGAAACUCAAGAUUGGAACAUAGAAUAAUUUUGCUGAAGUAUCUAAAAACGACCCCGCACAGAAAAAGUGGCUUCGGUCGAAUUGGCUGGAACUGUGAUAUUUUAUAGAUUAUGAAAUGCUGAUCAAAGUUUCCUUAGGCAAAAUCAUAAAAAACGACCAGAUUUGUCUGCGGCACCAUUUGAAAGUUGCUAUUUUGAAUCUAAUUGGAUUGAAAGGUAUUUUUAUCUACUGUGAUGUUGCUGCUCCGGCUUUGAUUCAGGACUGUGUUUCAAGAUCGACAAAUUUAUCGGCGCACAGUUAACUUAAAUUGAAAAUUGUAUAAAUUUACAAGAAAUUAUUAGGCAGAACCGCCUCGACCGAAUAUGGUAUUUUUCACUUAUGUGUGUUUAAUCUCA
Molecule: messenger RNA, 3408 nt
Organism: Trachymyrmex cornetzi
Lineage: Eukaryota; Metazoa; Arthropoda; Insecta; Hymenoptera; Formicidae
Product: interleukin-1 receptor accessory protein-like 1
Exons: 7
Coding region: 989-2527 (512 amino acids)
Biological process (GO): signal transduction
Source: RefSeq, a predicted model, not a curated record